AGGCCUCGGAAAAAUGAUUUCCUGACAGAGACACGAUCUCGGCGCGUCCAGUGAGGGUGUGUCCCACAUCCAGCAUUGUGUGCUCCAACGCACCAGCAUUGUGUGAGAUUGGGUGGAGACGGCGGGAUCUGCCCAGCUCGGACAUUCAGCCACGCCAGAGACAGAUCGAGCCUCGCCCCACUCUCCCCCGCCAGGCUGGGCCGGCCAGCAUGAAGGGCGCCAAGCGCCAGCCAGCUUCGGUGGAGUUCGCGGCUUACCAGAAGAACGUUAAGCAGAGGUCUCGUCUGGAUCCGGUCAAUGAGCAACACGUGGCAGCAGCAGCUGCUAGCACAUCAGCACUGCAGGAGAAGAAGGCAGGCGGGCUUCUCAAGGUGCGGUGGCAGUGCGUGGACGUGGAGGGGCGGGCGGGCGAGGAGUGGCUGGACCGCGCGGCGGUGAUGCAGCGCACGGGGCUGCACGCGCGCGACCUGCGCAUCCUCGACCCGCUGCUCUCCUACCCCUCCACCAUCCUUGGCCGCGAGCGCGCCAUCGUGCUCAACCUGGAGCAUCUCAAGGCCAUCAUCACAGCUGAAGAGGUGCUGCUGCGCAACCCCACCCACGAGGGCGUUCAGCGCUUUGUGGACGACCUGCAGAGGCGCCUGCUGCUGCAGGCCGCUGCUGUCAGUGCUCCCACCACCCACGCAGCCCCUGCUGCUCCAGGGGCCGCCCCUGCAGUGGUGCCCACCACAGCUGAAGCUGCCAGCCCGGGUGCCGCCAGAAGCACUCCAGCAGGCUCUGCUGCCGCCGCCACUGCCUCUGCCCCUGCUGCUGCCACUGCCACCGCUGGUGGUGCUGCUGCUGGCGGCAGUGGCAGUGCGGGUGGAGCGGGUGCUGAUGGGCGGGAGAGAUUGCAGGGCCCAGGCAGUGGAGAGGCACGGGACGUGGAUGUGCAUGGAGGGGGGAGAGAGGGCGGAGGGGCAGGGAGAGAGGGGAGAAGGGAGAGCGGGAGCACCGCUCUAGGGAGAAACAAAGAGGGAAGAGAGAGUGAGAGGCAGAGAGCACAGCCUGCGUCGGAGAUUGAGACGGUGGAGGGUGAAGACAGGGACAGACGGGGUGAGGCACAUGGCGCAGGCGAGGAGGAGGUGGAGGAGGAGGAGGAAGGGGAGGGGGAGGAGGAAGAUGAAGAGGAGGAGGAGGAAGACGCGGCAGGCGGCGUGGGCAGUGAGCACGGGUCGAUGGCUGAGAGCGAGCCGCUCACUCUGCGGCUGCGACUGAAGGAAGAGGGGGGGCCGUUGCGGAGGGGCAUGGGGCCAGAAGCAGAGGAAGAGGCUGAGGCUGGGGCAGGGGCGAGGGGAGCGAGGGGAGCAAAGGGGGUGCAGCAUGACGAGGAGGAGGAGGACGACGACGAGGACGUGGAGGAGUACCGGCCAUUCGAGUUCAUCGCGCUGGAGGUGGCGCUGGAACAGGUGUGCCGCCUGCUGGCCUCGCACACGGCGCUGCUCGAGCAGGAGGCGUACCCCGCCCUCGACGAACUCACCUCCCGAGUGAGCAGUCUCAAUCUGGACCGAGUGCGAAGCAUGAAGAACAGAAUGAGUCGGCUUAUCGCUCGUGUGCAAAAGGUGCGUGAGGAGCUGGAGCAGCUGCUGGACGAUGACGACGACAUGGCCGAGAUGUUCCUCACGCGCAUGGCGGCCGCGCCGCACUCCCCCACCGCCACCUCGUUGCACGACGCCCACUACUUUGCCUUCUCCCUCCCCGCCCCCGCCGCCCUUCACCUGCCCCUCUCCUCUCCGCCUCCCGCCCCUUCCCCCACUCUCGGAUCGCGAAUGUCCAUUGGAGGGCGAUGGGGCAUGGGCAUGGGCAUGGGGGGCGCGGGGACGGCGGCGCUGAUGAGUCGGGCGAGUGCGUACAGCAGCGCGCACUCCGACAACAACGAGGACAUCGAGGAGCUCGAGCAGCUGCUGGAGUCGUACUUCGUGCAGAUCGACAGCAUCCUCAACAAGCUCUUCACUCUCAGGGAGUACAUUGACGACACCGAGGACUACAUCAACAUCCAGAUUGACAAUCACAGGAAUCAACUCAUCCAGCUGGAGCUGGUGCUGAACGCGGGCAUCAUGGUCACCUCCAUCUCUGCCACCGUGGUCGGCAUAUUUGGAAUGAACAUCCCCUAUGCCUGGAACACAGACCCCUCAGCGUUUGCCUGGGUGGUGGCGCUGGGAACACUAGUGCCAUUCCUCCUUUUUGUUGCCCUCGUUUGGUAUGCGAGGUAUCAUAAAAUUUUGGCGUAAUCCAAUUUUGUUCUUGAAAGCGGUGUCGUCACCAACUCCCAGAUUCAGGGUUUUUUCAAGAGUGUUUGCUUGUACCUGUAGAAACGCUACUGUCCCUGUAAUAAGGAAUUACCCAGGAUCAGGAUUCUUUGGAACCAUGAGAGUUGAAGUCAGCAGAAGACUCAGAGGCCCUUGUAAGAACACUAUGUCGAGUGACCCGCUGGGUUACCCUUAAAAAGAUCCUUGGAGAAGGGCCACAGGUGCAGAGCCUGGGGGGCUAUGGGCGCACUUACCCGCUAUUU
Molecule: messenger RNA, 2548 nt
Organism: Closterium sp. NIES-67
Lineage: Eukaryota; Viridiplantae; Streptophyta; Zygnematophyceae; Desmidiales; Closteriaceae
Source: the annotation of a GenBank genome assembly